Messenger RNA from Paramecium octaurelia, 1564 nucleotides. NCBI's taxonomy places the organism in Eukaryota, Ciliophora, Oligohymenophorea, Peniculida, Parameciidae. The record is from the annotation of a GenBank genome assembly.
AUGUUUUAAAAUUAGUUUUAGAAUACACCGUUGUUUGAGAUAUUUGAUUCCAAAGGUAUUUUUCUUAACCAUUUAGAUAUACUCAACAAAGCCAACAAAGAAAAAGAGAAGCAUUACUAACAGCUAUUAAAAAUUACUACCAAUAGUUUUGUUAAAGAUUUCGAUAAAUAAUUAAAGAGUAUUAACGAUUCCUAAUAACCAUAGACUAUAUUAUUGAAUUGCAAGGACAGAACACAAAAGCCCAUUUUCCAAAAGAAGGAGAUCUAGGCUUGGUCCAAUAGAUUUUAUGUCUCUAAAUCUAUGUUCCAUAGACAUAAUAAUGGACCAUCGAGUUCUCAAUUACUGAUACCACGAAAACUAAGCGUCAUGUUUAUUUGACAUAGAACUGUAAAUAAAUUGAGAAAAAGCCAUUCCACAUAAGAUAUCCAAUAGAAGUACCAAAAAACAUUUGGCUGAACCUUUAAAUUGAUCUCUUUUCUUUUAUUUAAGGUUGGAAAGGAAUGACAUUUAGAUCACUUGAUCUAUUUGUUAUUUAAUCCCCAUGCAAAUUAAGAAAGAUUUUUACAAUGAAAUAGGCAGAUCCUGAUGGGUAUGUUGCUUCUUCUUAUUUUAGCUCCAUAAUGGGGAAGCAUGACUUUCCUAUUGGAUUUGAACAUUAAAACCUAAUUAUCUAAUACCAAGACAAUAAUUUGGAGGCUUCUCAAGACAGUUGUCAAAUGAAGUACCUUUUGCUAUUUAUUAUUUAAGGAUAACAUCUAAAAAAACUACUGGUUUUUCAUAACAAUCACAAAGUUAGUAAAGUUAAAAAUAAUAAAAAUUGACUUAGGAGAAAAUAACUAGAGCAAAUAUUGUUUAUGAUGAUCAUCCCACGCCAAAAAAAAAGACUACGCAACCAUAAUAACUAUCACAAUAAUAAUAAUAACUGAUCAUUACUUCUAGUUCUAAAUCCAAUCAAUAAGACAUUUCUUAAAAUGAAUUUGACAUGAGCACUAAACUGUCAGUUAGAAAUAAUAAAACCAAUUAGUAAACUGACAGUGUGAGAAGAAAUGACAAAUCUGUCUAAAAACAUAGGGAUUUAUCAAAUAACAAGAAAAAUUAGAGUAAUUAAAGAAUUGCUCAUUCAUUUCCUCGUAAACCACCCUUGUAGGAACAAAUGAAUUAAGAUUACUAUUUAAAAACCCAAAAGUUUACUACUUUUAAUGAAUAGAAAUAAAAAGAUGAUGAAAUUGAAGAAAAUAUUGAAAUCGCAGUUGAAUAAAAGGCAGAAGAGAUAAUUGAGGAAAGUCAAAAGAAAAUAAUAACUGCCAAUAAUUUUAACAAAAGAAGCCUAAGUGAACUUAAAGGCGAAUCAAACAAUUAGAGAGUAAUUAAUUUUUAUUAAAAGUAGAAUGAUUAGUAAUUUGAAGAUAGCUUGGAAUAACCAUUUAAGAAUAGUGUAACUACAUUUGCAUAAGAAGGUUAUUAUGCAAAUCAACUCAAAAAAUAUACAGAUUUGAAUCGUCCAUUUACUCCAGAAUAUAACUCUGAUUUCAAAUUUGGACAAUCCCAUUAUUAAUAAUUCUGA